Messenger RNA from Bolinopsis microptera, 3991 nucleotides. RefSeq lists its product as uncharacterized. The record is from RefSeq and is a predicted model, not a curated record. The coding region runs from base 133 to 2004 and encodes 623 amino acids. NCBI's taxonomy places the organism in Eukaryota, Metazoa, Ctenophora, Tentaculata, Lobata, Bolinopsidae. The transcript has 2 exons.
AGUUAUAAAAUGUCCCGGACUAGCAUCACCUGACUUAACCAGAAUCGUGCGGUCGGCCAUUACUAGUUACAGAGAACAGAGUUCAUCAACUGAAGAGAAAGGACGAACGAACCCCUAGGGCUAGACAUAAAAAUGGACAAAACCGGACAAAACAUUAAGUUUCCAAUAAAAGGUAAACUCUGCUCGGUGGAGGAAAUAUCCGAACUUGCUGUUAAGAUACGUGCCGUUCCUGAAGAUGAGUAUUAUAAAUUUAAUUUUCCAUAUGUCACAAAGCGGAUUCUUAGCACAGAGUUCCUCAGUGUGUUUGUUGAUUUGUACAGCACGAAUGAGGACAUACAAUUCAGACGAGAUGCAACCCUGCUGCUGAAAGGGAUCUCUAAAUACGGUGAUCACAGCAAGGAGGGAAGUUUUAAAGAGCUAGUAGAUCGUGGGAUAACGAAACUUAUCUUGAGUGAGUGUGAAGAUUCAGAUGAUGCUGAUCUGAUGACGAAUAUUGUAACAGUUUUAAGACAUGUUUCAUCGGCACAAAAUUUUGCUCUUUUGCCUUGCCUUGCUUCAGAUGGUCUGUACGGCAAACUGUUUGACCUGCUGACUACCUGGAAAACUAAUGAUGACAUCGUUGCGAUCCUCCUUGCUGCGUUUAUACAGAUAUGUUUCCUUGAGAUGGAACCAAGCAAGGAUAAUGACCUACAAGAUUCAUGUAAUGGGCUCCUCGGUGAGGUCAAGAGAAAUUACCAGCUAUUUGAGGGUUUACUUGGACUUGAAAAUAGCUGCAAAGUCAUUGUAAGAGCAUCUUUAAUCCUAAACAAAUGCCUUGGGAUCAUGGGUGAUACGGAAAUGCAGGAACGAUUAAUACCUCCUCCUGAUAAGAUCUUCACAGAGGAUGGGAUCUCUAAGUUAGCAGGCAGCCUGGAUCAGCUGACGGAGUUUUAUUCGGUGGAGGUUGUGGGACAGAUGAUAGACAAACGAUUGACGAGUGACUUUGUAGAUAAGUUUGUUGAGACCUAUGAUAGUCAUACUGAUGUAAAGUUCCGUAAGAACAUGACCCAUGUGGCGGAAAGACUUGCAGAUUUGAAUGACAAAGAUAUAACUUGCUCUCUUAUGGAGAGUGGUGUUGUAGAGUAUCUGAUAAAAGUUUGUGAAGAUUGUACUGACAGUGGUAUUACCAGCAACAUCUUUGAUGUCUUGAAGAACAUAGCAGCAAACAAAGAAGACAGUCCUACACAACUUGUAGAGAUGGGAAUGCUUUCAAAAAUAGUUCUGCUUCUUCGAAAGUGGCGUAAAGAUGAAUCCGUGAUGACGUCUUUACUUAGAGCAUUGUUUUGUAUAUCUUCUCGUGAUGUGAAGGAUAUCGAAGAGUCACUAACAAACACUUCAGUGCAUGGUGACAUACCUAACAUCCUUCAAGAGAUAAUAGAAACAAGCACCAGUGAUAGCGUCAUCAACGAAACCUUUGGUGUGAUCAAAAACUUGUCUGACACUGAAUUACUUCAUCAGAAGUUUAUAAAUCCUCAGUUUUUUGCAAUCACUUUCAGUCAGCUGAAGUCAGAACAUCUAGGAAAUGGAACUAAAGGUGAGUUACUCAAUGGUGCCAUACUUGCAUUGGCAAAUAAGAAUCCUAACACUACAAAAGAUAUGUUAAGUCCUCACAUUGAAUCUCUGAAGGAGCUGGCUGAGGCAGAUGUUGGUGAGAUAAGCAUAAAUGCAGCUGCUGUAAUAUUGUUAACUAAAUACUUGGGUUGCAAUGAAUUUGUAGAUAAGUUUGUUGAGACCUAUGAUAGUCAUCCUGAUGUAAAGUUCCGUAAGAACAUGACCCAUGUGGCGGAAAGACUUGCAGAUUUGAAUGACAAAGAUAUAAAUUGCUCUCUUAUUGAGAGUGGUGUUGUAGAGUAUCUGAUAAAAGUUUGUGAAGAUUGUACUGACAGUGGUAUUACCAGCAACAUCUUUGAUGUCUUGAAGAACAUAGCAGCCAAACAACGAAAGACAGUCCUACACAACUUGUAGAGAUGGAAUGUUUACAAAAUAGUUCUGCUUCUCCUUCGAAAGUGGCGUAAAGAUGAAUCUGUUAUGACGUCUUACCUAGAGCAUAUGUUUUGGUUAACUUUUCGUGAUGUGAAGGAUCGAAGGUCGCCUAACAAUACUUCAGAGCAAGAGACUACCUAACAUCCUUCAAGAGAUAAUAGAAACAAAGCACCAGUGAUGCGUCAUCAACGAAACCUUUGGUGUGAUAUAAAACUUGUCCCGACACUGAAUUUACUUCAUCAGAAGUUUAUAAAUCCUCAGUUUUUUUCAAAUGCUUUCAGUCAGCUGAAGUCAGGAAAUUUAGAAAAUGGAACUAAAAUUGAGCUGCUCAAUGGUGCCAUACUUGCAUUGGCACAUAAAAAUCCUAACACUACAAAUGAAAUGUUAAGUCCUCACAUAUGAUACACUGAAGGAGCUGGCUAAGGCAGAUGAUGGUGAGGUUAAUAUAAAUGUAGCUGCUGUAAUACUGUUAAACAAACACCUGGGCUGCAAUGUAGUUACUGAAAACAUUCAAUAUUUGGUACCAGAGCUUGACAAGAUGUUUACAGAUGAGGGAAUUUCCAGACUAGCUAGCUGCAUUAAAGCAAUUCCAUAUACGGAAGAAGAAUUUGAGAAAGAAGUCGUAAGCAAGAUCGUCUCAACUGGUUUCAUUGGUAAGAUUAUUGAAUCUUACGAUAACCAUUCCGAGAAAGACUAUCGGGGAAACCUGUUUUGCGUGACAGAAAAAGUAGCUUAUUGUGGCGAUGAAGAAGCAAAAUGUUCACUGGUCGAGACUGGAGUCGUAAAGCAUUUCAUAAAAGCAUGCGAAAAUUGUACUGAUAGUGAAAUCAUCUGUUAUAUCAUUGAUAUUAUUAAGAGUAUCGCAAUGAAUAGCAAAAUCAGUCAGGAAAUACUCGUUAAGAUCGAUGUUUUUCUGACAUAUGCAGCCUAUUUAAAAAGUGGUGCAAUGAUGAAUCUGUGAUAACCAUUUUACUUAAUGCAGUGUAUUUCAUGACCACAGGUCGAGAAGAUAUUGAAGACUCACUAGAAAAUAUUCCUAAUAUUUUGCAAAAGAUAGUUGAAACAAACACCAGCGACAGGCUCAUCGAUGACGCUUUUGAUUUAAUAAAAAUCAUAGUACGAGAUACCAAUGCACUCCAAGCAGAGUUCUUGAACCCAGCAUUUUUCAACUCCAUCUUCAAUCGCCUUAAGUCGAACACUAUAACCAGCAGCAGUAUUACUGAAGUCCUCCUUGGAUUAGAAACUAAAAACGCUCGCAAAACCAACGAUUUGCUAAGUCCUCACAUUCAGUUACUAAAAGAGUUAUCUGAAUCCGAUGACAGUAAUGUAGGAGCUGUACUUCUAUUACACAAAUGUCUAGACGGUAUUGGGGACACUGAAGCAUUUAAACUUUUGGUGCCAGACCUUGAUGUAAUAUACACCAAAGAUGGAGUCUCUAGGUUAGCUGCUACCAUAGGAGCAAUACCUUACACUGAAUUAGACUUUGAGAAACAAUUUCUCGUACACCUCGUUUCUACUGGAUCCAGUGAAAAGUUUAUUCAUGCCUAUGAAACACAGAGUGAGGUGGAGUACUGCAGGAAUUUGACCUACGUACUCAAAGAAAUAGUAAUGUAUGCAGGAGAUGAUGCAGCGAGUUCUGUGGUUAAGAGUGGGAUAUCAGAACACUUGAUCAACUCAUGUGAGAACUGCUCUGAUGGGGAAGUCAUGGAUAACAUAUCUACUACUCUGCAAUUUCUAACAUACGAUGAUGCGAAUAUUAUUCAGCUUGGUGAACAGGGAGUCCUGAAAUGUGUACCUACGCUGUUAAAAAGGUGGAUUGGAAAUGAGCGAGGAGAGAGUAUUGCGGACAGCCUGAUUAUAAUGUUAACUAAGAUGUCAGUGUCAGUUGUUGUAAAGGAGCGUAUUGUCAGUCUGGUGAAUGUUGGUGUGAACAUACCGGAGGUAUUGGUAGAUAUCUUCGAAACCAGCA